This is a messenger RNA of Lachancea dasiensis, 4047 nucleotides long. NCBI's taxonomy places the organism in Eukaryota, Fungi, Ascomycota, Saccharomycetes, Saccharomycetales, Saccharomycetaceae. The record is from the annotation of a GenBank genome assembly.
AUGUCAGUUCUCAUCUUACCGGGCCCCCAGGCCCUUUCUGCGUUCCGUGUGGAAAACCUGGCCAGGGGCAUCGAGGCCUACUGUAACAGCUCGUCGGUGAUCUCCGAAGUACGUUCGUGUUAUGUGCAUUAUGUGGACGUCGAGGGCCAAGAAGCGCUUUCAGAGCGUGAAAGACAGCUGCUAGAAGUGCUCCUGACGUACGACCAGGCGCUGGACGACUCAGACGGGUACGUCCAGCAGCUGAAGACCGGAAUUGUCAGCUCUUCUUCCGGCCAGCUCGGCCCAGACACGUAUUUGGUGCGCAUUUUGCCCAGACCAGGCACCAUCUCGCCGUGGUCGUCGAAGGCCACCAACAUCGCGCGUGUGUGUGGGCUGGAGACGAAAAUCGGGCGUAUCGAGCGUGGUUUGGCUCUGCUCAUCAAAACCGUGCCGGGCUUCCCAUUGGUGGAGAACCUGAACGAGGAGUCGUUGAAGUCCUGCUUCGACAGAAUGACGCAGGAGCUGUUUCUGAUGGAGGCACCUGUGCCAGCGACCAUAUUUUCGCACGAAUCGCCCAAGCCAUUGGGACAUGUCAAGCUGUUUUCCGACAAGUCUGCGCCGCCCAAGGAGAUUUUGGAGGACGCCAACCAAAAACUCGGCUUGGCUUUGGAUAAGGGAGAAAUCGAUUACCUGAUUGGGGCUUUUGUCGACACCCUGCACAGGGACCCCUCCGACGUGGAGCUUUUCAUGUUUGCGCAGGUCAACUCCGAGCACUGUCGCCACAAGAUCUUCAACGCCGACUGGACCAUCGACGGUCUCCAAAAACAACUCACACUUUUCAAGAUGAUCAGAAAUACGCAUGCACACACCUCCGACUACACAAUAAGCGCGUAUUCCGAUAACUCGGCCGUUCUCGACACGGGAAACGACUCGUAUUACUACGCCCCGGACUUCAAAACCAAGACCUGGAAAGCCGUGAAGGAGAACGUGCCUAUGCUUGUGAAGGUGGAGACCCACAACCAUCCAACGGCCGUUUCGCCUUUCCCAGGUGCCGCCACUGGUUCUGGUGGUGAGAUCAGAGAUGAAGGUGCCACAGGUCGGGGCUCGAAGUCCAAGUGUGGUCUAAGUGGGUUCGCAGUUAGCGACCUAUUGAUCCCUGGCUUCAAGCAACCUUGGGAAUUGGACGUAGGUAAGCCAAACCACAUUGCUUCUGCCUUGGAUAUCAUGGUGGAAGCUCCCUUGGGUUCCGCGGCUUUCAAUAACGAAUUCGGAAGGCCUUGCAUCAACGGUUACUUUAGAACCUUGACCACUAAAGUCACUAAUUCCGACGACAAGGAGGAAGUCAGGGGUUUCCACAAACCGGUCAUGAUGGCCGGUGGUUUCGGUGCAGUUAGGCCCCAAUUUGCUUUGAAGAAUAAGCCAAUAACUCCAGGGUCGAGCCUAAUUGUCCUGGGUGGUGAAUCUAUGCUUAUCGGUCUAGGAGGCGGUGCCGCAUCCUCUAUCAACUCCGGUGAAGGUUCCGCGGAAUUGGAUUUUGCGUCUGUGCAAAGAGGUAACCCAGAAAUGGAACGCCGUUGUCAGCAAGUGAUUGACGCAUGUAUUUCCUUAGACUCCGGUAACCCUAUCCAGUCCAUCCACGAUGUAGGUGCUGGUGGUCUGUCCAACGCACUGCCAGAACUGGUUCACGACAAUGACCUUGGCGCUAAGUUUGACAUCAGAAAGGUGCUUUCCUUGGAGCCGGGUAUGUCGCCUGUGGAAAUUUGGUGUAAUGAAUCCCAGGAGCGUUAUGUCCUUGGUGUUUCUCAGCAAAACUUGCCUUUAUUCGAAGAUAUUUGCAAGAGGGAAAGGGCGCCAUAUGCCGUGGUUGGUAACGCUACCGCCGAGCAGAGGUUGAUUGUGGAAGACCCACUGUUGAAAACCACUCCAAUUGAUUUGGAAAUGUCCAUUCUAUUUGGCAAACCACCCAAAAUGACCAGAGAAGCUAUUACGCAACCUUUGAGCCUUCCUCCUGCAGACUUGAGUGUUAUCUCAUCUCUUGGUGACGCUAUUGACAGAGUCCUUACUCUGCCCACUGUUGGCUCCAAGUCUUUUUUGAUUACUAUUGGUGACAGGACCGUUACAGGGUUAAUCGACAGAGACCAAUUCGUUGGCCCAUGGCAAGUUCCCGUUGCUGACGUUGGUGUGACUGGUACGGCGCUCGGUGAUGAAAUUUGCAGAACUGGUGAAGCCCUUGCUAUGGGCGAAAGACCAACUAAUGCUUUGAUUUCUGCCGCUGCUUCUGCUAAGCUUUGUGUUGCCGAAUCCCUUUUGAACCUGUUCGCUGCCGAUAUUAAAUCUCUGAAGCACGUCAAGCUAUCGGCAAACUGGAUGUCGCCUGCUUCACACCAAGGGGAAGGUUCGAAGCUUUACGAGGCCGUUCAAGCCAUUGGUAUGGAUCUGUGUCCAGAUUUGGAUAUCGCUAUUCCUGUGGGUAAGGACUCGAUGUCGAUGAAGAUGAAGUGGGGAGACAAAGAAGUUACUGCACCUUUGACCUUGAACAUUACUGCUUUCGGUCCUGUUAAUAACACCUCCAACACUUGGACUCCACUUUUGAAAAAGCAAGAAGGCACUGUUCUUGUUCUUGUCGAUUUGGCUGCUAAGCAGCAAGAGCACUCUCUCGGUGGCUCGGCCUUGUUGCAGGUCUACAAUCAAGUCGGCAAUACCUCACCCACGGUACACGACAACAAGCUUUUCAAGGGUGUUCUGGAGUCAUUGCUGGAGCUACACCAGACUGAUUUAGUGUUCUCGUACCACGAUAGAUCGGAUGGUGGUGUCAUAGUUACUCUGUUGGAGAUGGCUUUCGCCUCGAGAUGCGGUAUGGACAUUGUUGUGGAUAAUGCCUCUAGCGUGUACACACCAUUGUUUAACGAAGAACUUGGUUGUGUCUUCCAAAUAGCUGAACAGAAUCUCUCAACUUUUGAAGAGAUCUUCAGUAAGCACGGUGUUUCCAGAGAUCACAUAUCUGUUAUCGGUCUGCCCAAGUUUGAUUCUCAAAGCAUUAUCAUCAGAAACAAAGCAGGUUUGGUAAAGUACGAAAAUACAAGAGCGUCUUUGCAGCAAACAUGGUCUGCCACUUCUUACCAACUACAGAAAAUGAGAGACAACCCAAUUUCUGCUGACCAAGAAUUUGCGAACAUUGCAGAUGAUAAAGACCCUGGUCUCCACUACUCGCUAACAUAUGAUCUCACUGACGAUAUGAAGGUUGGGCAAUUGGCGGCAAUCUCUAAGCCAAGAGUAGCAAUCUUGAGAGAACAAGGUGUGAAUGGCCAGAUGGAAAUGGCCUGGUCUUUCCAACAGGCAGGGUUUACCGCAGUUGACGUAACAAUGACCGACCUUUUGGAAGGCAGAGCCCAUCUCGAUGACUUCGUCGGUCUAGCUGCCUGUGGUGGUUUUUCCUAUGGUGACGUGUUGGGUGCCGGUGCCGGUUGGGCGAAGUCUGUGCUCUACCACGAGGGUGUGCGCAAACAAUUCGUCAACUUCUUCAACGAAAGAGAAGAUACUUUUGCGUUUGGUGCUUGUAACGGUUGCCAAUUUUUGAGCAGAUUAAAGGAUAUCAUUCCAGGCUGUGAAAACUGGCCAAGCUUUGAGAGAAACGCCAGCGAACAGUACGAAGCGCGUGUGUGCAUGUUGGAAAUCACUCAAGAUGACGGUUGCAAAACAGAGAGUGUAUUCCUGAACGGUAUGGUUGGGUCCAAGAUCCCUAUUGCUGUUGCUCACGGUGAAGGUAGAGCUUCCUUCAAAGAUCAAAAGGAAAUGGAAAGGUUUGAAGAAGGAGCCUUGUGCGGUGUCAGGUACGUGGACAACUAUGGCAAUGUUACCAGCAAGUACCCUUUCAAUCCUAAUGGAUCGACUAACAGCAUUGCUGGUGUGAGAUCUCCCAACGGCAGAGUCUUGGCCAUGAUGCCUCACCCAGAAAGGGUCACUAGAUUGGAAGCCAACUCCUGGUACCCAGCCGGUAAAUAUGAAGAAUGGGAAGGUUACGGUCCCUGGAUUAGAAUGUUCAGAUCAGCCAGGAGAUGGGUGGGCUGA